Molecule: messenger RNA, 5170 nt
Organism: Carassius auratus (goldfish)
Lineage: Eukaryota; Metazoa; Chordata; Actinopteri; Cypriniformes; Cyprinidae
Product: lysine-specific demethylase 4B-like
Exons: 21
Coding region: 134-3628 (1164 amino acids)
Biological process (GO): regulation of gene expression; chromatin remodeling
Cellular component (GO): nucleus; chromatin
Molecular function (GO): histone H3K9 demethylase activity
Source: RefSeq, a predicted model, not a curated record
AGACGUGGCCCAGCGCUGCCGUAACACUAACGAGCCUUAGGAAUCCCCCCCAAAAAAGGACAGAAUCUUGAAGAAAACAACGAAAAAGGAGCAAAAAACGAACCAGAGCAGGAGCUUUAGCUGACCUGCAAUCAUGGACCCCUCUUUACCUCCAGACCCGAACCCAGAGCCAGAACCGUCUCCAGAUGUCACUCCACAAGCAGACGCCGUUCACGGGUCACCUGUCCAACCCACCCUGGACUCAAACCCACAGCCUUCCCAGGAACUGCUUUCAGAUCCGACCCUAGAACCGUCUGAAGAACCGACCCUGAACCCAGAAAUAAAGCUAGAGCCAUCAGCACCAGAACUCACACCAGAGGCACCGGCCCCAGAACCGGCCCCGGGCCCCCCUCCAGCGGCCAACUCCUACAAGAUCAUGACUUUUAGACCCACCAUGGAGGAGUUCAAGGACUUUGGGAAGUACAUCGCUUACAUCGAGACCCAAGGAGCUCAUCGAGCUGGUCUGGCAAAGGUUAUUCCACCGAAGGAGUGGAAGCCGCGGAGUUCCUAUGAGACCAUUGAAGAGAUGGUCAUUCCCGCUCCCAUCAUGCAAGUGGUGACCGGCCAAUCAGGACUCUUCACUCAAUACAACAUCCAGAAGAAGUCCAUGACAGUCGGAGAAUAUCGCAAACUGGCCAAUAGUAAAAAGUACUGCACCCCUCCACACAAGGAUUUCGAUGACCUGGAAAGAAAAUACUGGAAAAACUUGACAUUUGUGUCGCCUAUUUAUGGCGCUGACAUCAGCGGGUCCCUCUAUGACCCGGACAUCACGGAGUGGAACAUCAGCCAUCUGAACACUCUUCUGGACAUGGUGGAGCAGGAGUGUGGGAUCGUUAUUGAGGGCGUCAACACGCCCUACCUGUACUUCGGCAUGUGGAAAACCACUUUCGCCUGGCACACAGAGGACAUGGACCUCUACAGCAUCAACUACCUGCAUUUCGGCCAACCAAAGUCCUGGUAUGCGAUUCCUCCCGAGCACGGCAAGAGGUUGGAGCGGCUGGCGCAAGGCUUUUUUCCAGGAAGUUCUCAGGGCUGCGACGCGUUUCUCCGUCACAAGAUGACCCUCAUUUCUCCAUCGAUCCUGAAGAAAUACAGCAUCCCCUUUGACAGAAUCACGCAGGAGGAAGGCGAGUUCAUGAUCACGUUUCCGUACGGAUAUCACGCCGGAUUCAACCACGGCUUCAACUGCGCCGAGUCCACGAACUUCGCGACCCUGCGCUGGAUCGACUAUGGCAAGAUGGCCACGCAGGUGAGCUGCACUUGCCGUAAGGACAUGGUGAAGAUCUCCAUGGACGUCUUCGUUCGCUGCCUGCAGCCUGACCGCUACGAGCUGUGGAAACAGGGGAAAGAUAACACGCUCCUGGACCACCUCAAACCCACGAGCCUCACCAGCCCCGAGCUGGAGCACUGGAGGAAAACCAGAGUCACGUACAGAGAGAAACUCCUGCGCAGAGUUCAAGCGAAGGUGAAACAGUUCCGCCGUCUGAAGCUGGAGGAGGUGAAGGUUCUGGAAAUGGAGGGAGUAGAGCUGGACAUGAGUGAAUACCUGCUCAAGGUGGAGGAGCGCGAGCAGCAGCGGCGGCAGCAGAAGGACGAGCGCAUGGCGCGGGAGGCACUCCUCACACUGGAGGCGCUGGAGAGGGAGGAGCAGGAGCAGGCGGAAGCAGCGCUCCGUUUAGAAGCUGAAGAUAUAAAAACAGAAUCUCAGGAUCCUCCAUCGGAAAACGGAGAGGAGAAGAAGAAGAAGAAAAAGAAGAAACCGAAGCAUCCCGACGAUCUCUCCUUCCAGCAGGUGUUUGAGCAAUUUGCUUCCACCGACAUUCAGGACCAGAGUAAUGGAGCUGCUCCCGGCCUGCAGCCAAAACCUUUCACGAAACUGAAGAAGAAAGUUGAGGUGAAGAAGAGCCGAAGACAUCCGUUCAGCAAGCCACCCAUGCGCUCUCCUCACUCCAUAGUCAAACAGGAAGCCUCCAGCGAUGAGGAGCUGUACUCUGGGCUGCCUGUAGGUGGCGACGUUCCGCCGGAGGCCAAGAAGUCUGAGGAGAGCGCGCUGUGGCAGAACCGCGUGCCAAACUUCCUGGCCGAGAAACAGUUCAACGCUGCGAUGGCGACCAUCGAGCCGCACUGCGCCGUCUGCACGCUCUUCUGUCCGUACACACAGCCUCUUAAGGACCCCUUCCACCUCUCGGACAUGUCUGGUCUGGUGUCCCGGGUCGGCUCUCGCACCCGUCCACUGGUUCCAGAGAUGUGCUUCAGCGCAGGAGCUGAAAACACAGAGCCGCUGCCGUCGAACUCUCACAUCGGUGACGACGGCACCAGUGUCCUGCUGUCCUGUGGCUGCUGCGGCCUACAAGUCCACACAAGUUGUUACGGCGUAAAUCCCGAAACGAAACGGGACGGCUGGAUGUGUUCUCGGUGCACUGCGGCCGACUGGACAGCGGGCUGCUGUUUGUGCAGUUUAAGAGGAGGAGCUUUGAAGAAAACCACAGAUGACAGGUGGGUUCACGUGAUCUGUGCCAUCGCUGUAGCCGAGGCUCGUUUCGUUAACGCUGUGGAGCGAGAGCCUGUGGACGUGACGGCUGUCCCCGACACCAGGAAGAGUUUGAAGUGUGUCUACUGCCACAAGACGACUAAGCAGAUCUUCGGCGCAUGUAUCCAGUGCUCUUUGGACAACUGUUCCACUUCCUUCCACGUCACCUGUGCCCUCCUCGCUGGAGUCGUCAUGAAGCCAGCUGAUUGGCCAUACGUGGUGUCCGUCACCUGCCACAAACACAAACAGACCAAUCAGAAGGUGUGUAGCCACCAUAGAAGGGAUCUUAAUGCACACGGUGAUCCUCAAACUGACGGUUUCCCUCCGUUGCAGGUCAAAAGUGGCUCACGCGAGCUGUCUUUGGGUCAGGAGGUCAUCGGCAAGAGCAGCAAUGGUUGGUUCUACCGCUGCACCAUCACCGGCAUCGGCACGCAAAACUACUAUGAAGUCAACUUUGAUGACGGCUCCUACUGUGAUAACGUCUUCCCAGAGAACCUGCUGAGUCAUGACUGCCUGAGGAACGGCCCUCCAGAUCUGGGUGAACUCGUGGUGGUCAACACCUUUGACGGACGGGUUCUCAACGCUUCUUUCAUCAAGGAACAUAUCCACCGAUACUAUCAGGUGGAGUUUCAGGACGAGACGCAGAUCUUACUGAAGCGCAGCGAGAUUCACUCUCUGGACCAUGAGCUGCCCAAGAGGGUCAUGUCUCGUCUGGCAACUGUGAACCAACAGCAACCUCAGGUGCAACCGUCAGACGAACCUCUUGCCGCAAAGCGCCCUCGUCUGCCGACACCGCCUCCAAUACUAGCCAUUGAGCCCUCAGCACUACCUCCAGAAAUAGUCACCACUUUCCUUCCUGCUAGUAUUACUCCAAACACCAGCACUGCCCCCUGCCUGACUCCCCCCACCUCACUUCCUGUUACAGCAGCCACACUUCCUGCCCCGGAACCCAGCGAGAGUUACACACACAGCUCCAGUUACGUAGCCUACAUGGAGUCUCUCCUCAACUCUGACUUUCCUCCAGAAGAGGGUGAACAAGGUGUUGAGCAGAUGUAUUGAAGCGCCACUUUGCGCUACCAGCUAUUCGUCAACACAUACAGAUUUUAAAUUCAUCUACUGCAUGUCUUUGUUUCAUUUAUUCGCUGUCGUGCUAAUCCGAGUCUCCCACCUAUGAACGCGUGGGACGCAUGCGUGUCAUAGCUUGAAGCUGAAACAGACCCAGUACAUACCCUUGGGUGACGCCUCACUUUUCCGACCCUUUCCACGAUCCCUCGCUCCGGUUCUUUCACUUAACACGAAGAGCUGCCACACGUUUUCAGAUGGGAUAAUCAUUCACUUGUAUGUGCUGUUGACUUUAUACCUGAUUUUUUUCUCAAACGAGUGCAAAAUAUUUUUCUAACUCAAGCCAAAUCAUGCUACCCGGUCACAGAUCACAUAGACAGUCUAAAUUUGUACAGUUUCGGGUAUUUUUCUCUACGCUCAAGUGUUCGGGCGGGGGGUCACAGGAAGAGUUUUUGCUGGGCUCAUUGGAUUUAACAAGUAUUUAAAUGUCUUUUGUCGCAUAUAGAUUUAAUACUUGUAUAAACAAAAUCAAUUAUGGCAGCAACAGAAGCUACAGUUUUCAGUUUACGUACACAUCUGUGUUACGAUAGAUUUGCGUAUCUUCAUGUAUUCUUCUAUAAUCUAUGAUAAAAACUUUUUCAGCACCAGAUGAAUUGUUUUUCUAGCAUACUUGGUAGACGUUGAUAUUGAAUACUAUUGUCUGUUUUUUUAUUAUAAUUACCGUUGUUGUUAUUGAUUAUUAUUUUUAUUGAUUUUUAUUUUGGUGAAUAUUUGCAACAUAUUGUCAAAAGAUAAAAAAAAAAUUGAAUAUCAUUUUUAUUCAAAAGGUUGAAGUGGCAUACAUUUAAGCGUAUAGUCAUAGGUGAUAUUAAACAGAUACGCAAUCUGCCUUCUCAAGGUGCUAUAGAGGUCUUAGACUACUGAGGGGCGAUCCGGGUCAUGUGACCCAGAAUUAGGUGUACAUACUAGAUGUCCUGCUUGCAAAUUGGAAAAAUUGUCUUCAGUAUAACUUCUAGUCUUAUCAAAUGCCAUCACAUUCAAAUAAAGGGUCUGGUUGUCGCUUUGGAUUUGUUUUCUCCUUGUUGUUUGGCCAUCCUUGUUGUUUCAUCUUCUGACGCGAGCGAUUAUCAAUCAGCACGCCUCCUUCACUGGUACUUGUGGGUUCAUUAUUCAAAUAGCACUGAAAGCUUAAUCCAGCAAACCCUCCAUUAAUUUGGAAACAAACACUUGGAUAAGACCGUUACAGACAUGAUUGUUGUUAUAGACUAAAGUCAAAACGGACCCAGUACAUAGCCUUGGGAGAUGCCACACUCUUCUGAUGCUUCCAACAACCCCUUGCUCCACCUUUUUUGUCAAACUGAAAAUGAUUUUCAUAUGGAAUAGUCAUUCACUUGCUUUAGCAUGCCAUAGAUUUUGGAGAAUUGUGCAAAAUACAAAGUAAAUGAAUGCAAGGAAAGUCCCCAAACGAGGUUAUUUUUUCAUUAAAUAGACUGUUUGAAAAUUAUUAAUUGCGUUCCUUUUUAUUGCAUUAUUUUUCAA